Molecule: messenger RNA, 675 nt
Organism: Dovyalis caffra
Lineage: Eukaryota; Viridiplantae; Streptophyta; Magnoliopsida; Malpighiales; Salicaceae
Source: the annotation of a GenBank genome assembly
AUGCCGAUGAUUCCAACCACAACACAAGUAACAAAGGUAGCACCACCUAAGUAUCGUAUUAAUGCCAACGUCGGAUGUCCCAUCACCUAUAAAAGACACCGAGCUAGCAAAAACAUCGAGGGCACCGUUGCCAAGUUUGAUAUUAAAAUCCCACUCUUAACCCUGGAGGUCUUUGAUUGGGAGGGUUGCGGACCGAAUAAUAAUAAGAUUGGAUAUGGGUUGAGAUUCAGUGGAAAUGGGUGCAUCACAAAAAUCGUUGCCAUCAUUCCUAAUGGCUCUGUUUCUCCUUCUGCUUCUUCUCAUGGGGAGUCAAGUUCGGUGGGAGAAGUGCGCAGGGGAAGAAGCAGUUAUGAAUCUCUGUUUUGUUACAACAAGCCUAUACCCGAGGAGAGAAUUGAGGAGCCUGUUGGCACUUCAUUGGCUGAAAAAGUAAUUGGAGAUAAACCUCGAUGCACUCAUUGCCAAGCCAAAGGCGCAGUUCUUUGCACCACUUGCACUGGUUCAGGCUUAUAUGUUGACUCUAUAUUGGAAAGCCAGGGCAUCAUUGUCAAGGUUGUGGUGGAACAGGAAACAUCAUGUGCUCAUACUGUGGGGGCCGAGGUCAUGUUGGAUCGAAGUGGUAUGUCUGGUGCAAAUUUUCUAUCUACAACAAUGAAUCUUGAGUCAGCAAGCUAG